Messenger RNA from Sciurus carolinensis (gray squirrel), 3295 nucleotides. It is a transcript of the gene Selenoi, whose product is annotated as selenoprotein I. The transcript is spliced from 10 exons. Lineage: Eukaryota; Metazoa; Chordata; Mammalia; Rodentia; Sciuridae. Gene Ontology annotation, biological process: phosphatidylethanolamine biosynthetic process. The record is from RefSeq and is a predicted model, not a curated record. Gene Ontology annotation, cellular component: Golgi apparatus; endoplasmic reticulum membrane. Gene Ontology annotation, molecular function: ethanolaminephosphotransferase activity.
UCCCAGCCCAGUCUUUCCCAGUCUUGCCCAGCCGCUCUGGUGCUCGUGCUUCACCUCCUUGUCGCGGAGAGUCGCUGCCGAGUGGGCGCUGGGUUUUCGGGUCGUCAUGGCUGGUUACGAAUACGUGAGCCCGGAGCAGCUGGCUGGCUUUGAUAAAUACAAGUACAGUGCUGUGGAUACCAACCCACUCUCUUUGUAUAUCAUGCAUCCAUUCUGGAACACUAUAGUGAAGGCAUUUCCUACUUGGUUGGCACCCAAUCUGAUAACCUUCUCUGGCUUUCUGCUGGUUGUAUUUAAUUUUCUACUUAUGGCAUACUUUGAUCCUGACUUUUAUGCUUCCGCACCAGGUCACAAGCAUGUACCUGAUUGGGUUUGGAUUGUUGUGGGCAUCCUAAACUUUAUGGCCUACACUCUUGAUGGUGUGGAUGGAAAGCAAGCCCGUAGAACCAAUUCCAGUACCCCCUUAGGGGAGCUUUUUGACCAUGGCCUGGAUAGUUGGUCAUGUGUUUACUUUGUUGUAACUGUGUAUUCCAUCUUUGGACGAGGACCAACUGGUGUCAGUGUUUUUGUUCUUUAUCUCCUAUUAUGGGUAGUUUUGUUUUCUUUCAUCCUGUCUCACUGGGAAAAGUAUAACACAGGAAUUCUUUUUCUGCCAUGGGGCUAUGACGUUAGCCAGGUGACUAUUUCUUUUGUCUACAUAGUGACGGCAGUUGUGGGAGUUGAGGCCUGGUAUGAACCUUUCCUGUUUAAUUUCUUAUAUAGAGACCUAUUCACAGCAAUGAUUAUUGGUUGUGCAUUAUUUGUGACUCUUCCAAUGAGUUUAUUAAACUUUUUCAGAAGCUAUAAAAGUAACACCUUGAAACACAAUUCAGUCUAUGAAGCUAUGGUUCCCUUCUUUUCUCCAUGUUUGCUCUUCAUUUUGUCUACAGCCUGGAUCCUCUGGUCACCUUCAGAUAUUUUAGAGCUACAUCCUAGAGUAUUCUACUUUAUGGUUGGAACAGCUUUUGCCAACAUUACAUGUCAACUGAUUGUUUGUCAAAUGAGCAGCACACGGUGCCCAACUUUGAAUUGGUUGCUGGUUCCUCUCUUCUUGGUUGUUAUAACAGUGAACUUGGGAGUAGCCUCUUACCUUGAGAGUCUUCUCCUGUAUAUAUUAACAACUGUCUUUACUCUGGCCCACAUCCAUUAUGGAGUACGAGUGGUUAAGCAGCUGAGCAGCCAUUUUCAAAUUUACCCCUUCUCAUUGAAGAAACCCAACUCAGAUUGACUAGGAAUGGAAGAAAAGAAUAUUGGCCUGUAAUCUUCAGAAAGAAAUACUGUAAAUAGAUGCUUGUAAAUAUUUCAUCCAUCACCAUUGAACUAAACUGAUCUGCUUGACAGACAUGGGAUCUCAGUAUGUGUGGUACUUGGACAGCAGGAAUGAAACAUGAUCUGAACUUGUGGAAUUUUGGACCUUCUAACUUCCAGUUUACGUUAUUUUUUAUAAAACCAUGUGACAUUUUGGUUAAGCAUAAUGUUCAUUAGACCAGCAAACUCUUCCUAUUGAUUUUAGCUUCAUGAGUCCAUAAUAUUUUGGCUCAUACAGAGUGAAAGAUGUUUCGUUUUUAUUUUUAAAACCCCCAGAUUGGUUUAGGAACACUGAUAAUAUUCAGAAAACCACAGCAUGUUUUCAUAUUUGGUAUUUUAUAAUAGACAUUAGCUGUGGAGGUUAUCAAUAGCUCAAGUGUAAUAUAGGGGGAAAAAAAACCCCCAAGUUUCCUUUAGCCAGAGAUGCCAACUAUUACAGAACAAUAUGCAGUUGCCAAAUCUCGGUUUCUCUUUCCCAUGGAAAUUAUUUUUGUCCUCAGAGGCAAAGAGAUUCUCUAGUAUUCUGGCUGUCUUUAUUAUGGAAUAGAUCUUGAUAAAUGGUUUAAUUUUCUUUUAAAGAUUAAUAUUCUGUUUAUACUUAGUAGAGAAUGGGUUAUAAUUAUAGCUCAUCCAUUGGCAUAGUUCAUUGUUUAAAAGUGGCAUUUUCUCUCUCAGCUGAAGUUGCUGGGAUUUGGUGCCUGUGAGCUAUGAUUGUAAGAAUGUGUGUGACAGUCCCCCGUCUUGUGAUAAUUACUUGUGAGAAAUGCAGAUAAAGUACCUUCCAAGAGGAGAGUUAAAUUGGAGUUAGGAAUCUCGUGAACCUCACUAUAAACGAAGUUAGUUUUUCUGACCCAAUUUGUCUGUCUGUCCUUCCUUGCUUUUUCUCACUCUCCUUUUGGGGGUGAGAGGCUGUGUUUUUUAUUUCAUAUUGGAUAAAGCAGAGAGAAAUACUCUCUUCCUGAACUUGCCCACUUCUCCCCUUGAAGAAAACUUUUGAUACAUAUGCCUUACCCAGUACCUAUUCCCUUAAGAUGACUUGGAGUAAUUUAUAAGGUUUACUGAUGACAAAAAAAAAUCUCUUUACCCUUAUUGUGGUCAUUUUAUAAAUCAUUUCUCUUCAUAAAUGUGGAUAUUUUAUUCUCUUUAUUUUGACUUUGUCUUUAUUUAGUUUGGUGGUGGUGAAAUUUACUUGCUGAUUUUCUCUUAUUUUCUACUGAAUGAAGUUUGUGCUUGAAUGAAGAGUGUAUCUUAAACCCUUAUUUCUUUUUGGACAGGUUGCACUUGGAUAAAAUAGGCACCACUGUGUUGAUAUGUAAUUAAAUUCUUAACCAUUAUUUAUCUAUGAAUGUGAUUGUAGUUAAAUAUUAUAGUAUUAUAGUAUAGAUAUUCCUUUGUUGAAUUUCAGUCUGCUGCUUUGUAAAAAAAAUAACUGUAAUUGAUAUUUGUUUUUAAAUUUUUAAAUUCUAAUCAUUGUCAUCCAGGUUAUUAGAAAUGAGUCAAGGAGCUUCCUACUCAUUUAAAACAAAAUUGUAAAGGUUUAGCUUAGGUGACUUUUCUCUGAAAAAAAAGUAAAUACUGAAAAUAGAUGAGACAUUGAUAUAAUUUGGAAAUAUGGAUAGUGAAUCCAUGUUUGUUAUAAAUUGCCAUCAUGCAGAUUAGAGAAAUGAACCAAUUAAGUGAAGGUAACUGUUUUGUGUUUACCUUAUUUUGUGUCAUCUGUAAAAUUGAACUGGAUAAAGUAUUCAUUUGAAGUGGGGGGAAAACUUUGUUUUAAGAUUUCUUACCUAAUCAUUUUUACUGUUUUGUUGACCUUGUACAAAAGGAUGAGGUUAAUUUGUAUAAAAGAACUGAUAAAUAUUUAUAAAAUGACAAAUUUGGACCACAGAUUUUUUUUCACCUUGUACAGUGUAUUUAAAAAAAAAAAACAAAAAAACAACCCUUUAAUUCU